AUGGAGCUCGCGGACUUUGCCGUCACCGUCGAGCACCUCCCACCGGGCUACGCCGUGUACGCCGCACUUUUCACUGACGCAGCCAACGCCGCCUUUCUGCAGGCUCAGCUCGUCGCUCGCAAUGCCGACUUUGAGUACGCCCUCAUCGACGCCGCCACUGUCGUGUCGCGCACCCACCUGCUGGCGGCAGUCUACAAAGCUGUGCUGGCGCACAAGUCAGGGACGCUCAAGACGCCCAAUGUUCAUUCGGAGGCGGUCCUGUCGCUGAAUACACGAAAUGUAGUGGCUGUCAAGGUGCUGCUGGACGGCGCCGACCCAGCCCCGGUUUGGGCGCAUUUGGCCGAGCAUGUGCAGGGUACGCCCACUCCACUGUCGAAUUCCGUAGCGCUGGCCAAGUGCACAGACCUGACGCGUGUACGAAAGUACUACAAGCUGAACGGUGUGCCGUCUCUGGCCGGCAACGAGGACACGCCGGCCAAGCGACACCAGGCGGAAGUGCUGGUGCUGGGCGCCAUGGCAUUGCGGGGAUUGUAA
This is a messenger RNA of Sporothrix brasiliensis 5110, 534 nucleotides long. RefSeq lists its product as uncharacterized. The record is from RefSeq and is a predicted model, not a curated record. The transcript has 2 exons. Gene Ontology annotation, biological process: tRNA threonylcarbamoyladenosine modification; telomere maintenance via recombination. Bases 1 to 534 code for a protein of 177 amino acids. NCBI's taxonomy places the organism in Eukaryota, Fungi, Ascomycota, Sordariomycetes, Ophiostomatales, Ophiostomataceae. Gene Ontology annotation, cellular component: cytosol; nucleus; EKC/KEOPS complex.